AUGACUGGCACACAGCUGUUUUUUUUUGGUUUUUUUUUCCUGUUUGAACAUAUUGUCAUCUGUGUAAAUGUGUUUCCCAUUUCAGUUGCAGAUCGCCUGGGCUGUGACCCUCGAACACGUUUCCAAGUUCCACCGAACACCAAGCAGUGGAUUGCUUUACUGCAGCGAGGAAACUGUACAUUUAGAGAGAAAAUACUGCGAGCAGCUUCACAUAAUGCCACAGCUGUGGUCAUUUACAACAAUAUAUCCAGUGAAGAACCUGUCACGAUGACUCAUCAAGGAACUGGAGACAUUGUUGCUGUCAUGAUUACAGAAUCAAAGGUUAAGGAGAUCCUGAAUUAUUUGGAAAAGAAUAUCUCUGUCCUGAUGGCAAUAGCAGUGGGGUCCCGUGUUCCUCCAAAAAACUUCAGUCGGGGCUCUCUAGUCUUUGUGUCAAUAUCAUUCAUUGUUUUGAUGAUAAUUUCUUCAGCGUGGUUAAUAUUUUACUUCAUCCAGAAGAUCAGGUACACAAGUGCACGUGACAGGAAUCAGCGUCGUCUUGGAGAUGCUGCCAAGAAAGCCAUCGGUAAAUUGACAACCAGGACAGUAAAGAAGGGCGAUAAGGAAACAGACCCAGACUUUGAUCAUUGUGCUGUCUGCAUUGAGAGUUACAAGCAGAAUGAUGUUGUUCGCAUUUUACCAUGCAAGCAUGUUUUCCACAAAGCCUGUGUGGAUCCGUGGCUUAGUGAGCACUGUACAUGUCCAAUGUGUAAACUGAACAUUUUGAAGGCACUGGGAAUUGUGCCAAACGUGCCGUGUACAGACAACGUAGCCUUUGACAUGGAAAGGCUCACCAGAGGCCAGCCACCUGGCAGGCGCUCAGCACUCGGCGAUUUUGCCAACGACAGCUCGCUCAGCCUGGAGCCCCUGCGCACCUCCGGGAUGUCGCAGCUUCCACAGGACGGAGAGCUAACGCCAAGGUCGGGAGAGAUCAACAUUGCUGUGACAAAAGAAUGGUUUAUUAUUGCCAGUUUUGGCCUCCUCAGUGCCCUAACACUCUGCUACAUGAUCAUCAAAGCCACAGCUAGCUUGAAUGCUAAUGAAGCAGAAUGGUAUUGAAGAAACGCUUUCCGGCCGAUUGCCUUGGAGAGAGACACCUAUUUUUAUGCAACAUUUAUCGAUCAUGCAGCACAAGCAAUUAUUUAGUACAUUCUAUUUUUUCAUAAAAUUUGCUGAUGCCAAAGCUUUGUAUUAAGGAAGAAGUGAAGAAAUAAAAAAAACUUUAAUUAUGAAA
Messenger RNA from Opisthocomus hoazin, 1273 nucleotides. The record is from RefSeq and is a predicted model, not a curated record. NCBI's taxonomy places the organism in Eukaryota, Metazoa, Chordata, Aves, Opisthocomiformes, Opisthocomidae.